AUGGAUAUGCCACAUAUAGUAAUGACAAAAAUUAUGGGUAAUGUUGGUUUUCUAGCAAUUCUCAAUCUCCGGAAAACAUGUAAAACCUUCCGAAAUUUUAUUGAUGACGUCAAGCCGAUAAACGAUUUGAAGGAACUUCGAAUCACUCUCGGUCACUUCUAUGUGAAAGUUGAAGUGUUUUUGGACAAAAACGGAUAUGAUGCAGAUCGAUGUUCAUUUGUUUCAUCCUAUCAACAAGCACCCGAUGAUAACACAGCUCGAGGAAGUCGAACCAGAGAGUACCCGCUUCAUAUUCUUCCUCACUAUCCAUUCGACCACGCUUCCACAUUCUCUCAACGCUUCAAAACUUAUAUACAAAACACAAGAGAAAAACAAGAAAACAUUUUUUUUCGAUUUCAAAAUUUGCAGGCAUUCCUGACCAAUCCCUAUUUUAAAAGGUGGCAAUUACAAUAUGAAGAUUCGGAGGGAGAUGACAUGAUUCAUAACAUUCUGGGACGUAUACCACAUGAAGAACAGGAGAAGUGGUUCUAUGGAAUUCCGAAUUCCACGGAAGUUCUUUGUAUUCAAAGCGUGUAUCAAACCGUUUGGACUGUGUCUUUUACUCGAAUUAAUCUAGUUGAUGUCCCAGAAAAUGCAUGGGUUCAUUGGGAAUAA
Molecule: messenger RNA, 654 nt
Organism: Caenorhabditis briggsae
Lineage: Eukaryota; Metazoa; Nematoda; Chromadorea; Rhabditida; Rhabditidae
Exons: 4
Coding region: 1-654 (217 amino acids)
Biological process (GO): innate immune response
Molecular function (GO): protein binding
Source: RefSeq, a predicted model, not a curated record